AUCCGUAUUUAGUGGAUUCGGUGUUUAUCCCUAUUCUCGGUUUCCUAUAUUUACGACGGGUAUUGGGUCGAUUCUUCAAAAUAAUUCAUUCUGUACAGUAGUUUUGACGAAGAACCAUUUCUUUAGAGUCGAUUCCAGAUCUUGAGAAUCGAUUCCCAUAGUAAAAUUCAUUCAGUGUGAAAUGCGGUAGAUUUUGAGGUCGCUGUCUCUCAAACGCGUCAAAUUUCUUUACCUCGGCACUGUGGAAAUAUUUCUGCUGAAAAACUAAACUAAACGAGUAAAAUGUGAAAUGUGACUAGUUAAAGCGUUUACUGGUUAUCAGAAAGAGCCGAGGUGUGGAUAAAAGAUCCGGAAUAUUUAUGCUUUUACUGAGAGAUUUUCUUCAGAAAUGGACGGUCUGGUGUCAGAGGACGACAUCCUGCUGCGAUCAGAGACAUUUUUUCACAAUGCUGCAAAAAUAAACGACACCAACAAAAUGCUGGAGCUCAUCAGAAAAGGGGUGAACAUUAAAGUAAAAAAUAACGUGGGGCGGAAGGCUUUGCACUGGGCUGCAGGAGCUGGAAGUGAAGAAGCUCUACGCCUGCUGUUGGAACAUGACACUGAGCUGGAUGAUGCAGACAUUUUUGGCAUGAAUGCUUUACUGUUGGCAGCUUGGUUUGGUCACCUCAAAACCCUGAAGAUUCUUGUUUCAUCUGGUGCAAAACUCAACUGCCAAAACAAAAACGGGUUAAAUCUUCUGCACUGUGCUGCCCAGAGAGGUCAUGUCCAUAUUCUGCAGUUCAUAGUGGAAGAUCUGGAGGAUUUUCAGCUCGACAGAGUUGACAUGAAACCAAGAUCCAAGAUCCAGCUGCCUGCUGCUUCACUGAGCCAUCGAGAAUUUCAUAGAAUGGCUAAUAAAACUGGAAAUGUUUCCACUCCUACAAGCUUUACAUUGAUGUCAGCUAAGACAGCAUUACACUUGGCAGCAGAACAUGGACAGUUGGAGGUGACCGAGUUUCUCAUUGGUAUGGGCUGUACACAUGGCCUAAAGGACAAGCAGGAGAACACUGCACUGCAUUUGGCAGCGAUUCAUGGCCACACUAAGGUUAUGCAGAAAAUUCUAGAAACAGGAAAGAACAAGAAUGAGAGAAACAUUGAUGGUAUGACAGCUUUACACUUGGCUGUUAGUGGAGGACAUUAUGAAUGUGUCAGGCUGCUGCUGAACGCUCACUGCAAUGUUAAUGAACUGACCAAUAAGAAUAUGACUGCUCUUCACUUUGCAGCUCUACAUGGGUUUGACCGGGAGGUCAGACUGCUGGUGGAAGCUGGAAUCAAUCUCAAUUCUGUGGACAGUAAUCAUACAGCUGCACUACACAUUGCUGUGUUCAACAACUACACUGAGAUUGUUAAAAUACUGAUUGAUGCAGGUUGUGACCUGGGCUUGUUUGAUUAUCGGCUGCAAACAGUUUUGCACAUAGCAGCAGAACAUGGAUACCAGAACAUAGCUGAACUGAUCCUCCUGGCUGGAGUUAACCUCGAACUACUCGACAAGCAGAAAAAGACAUCAUUGGACAUUGCAGCUAGAAGCAAUCAUGUAAACGUGGUAGACAUGAUUAUCAAAGCUAAUCGAUUUUACAAAUGGAAACAGGACUGUGAUGCUGAAUCCUUUGGGAUAAGGAAUGUGACCUUUAAACAGGAUCACAGGACAGAGACGCAGCACAUCCGCUCUAUUUUAUGGAAGUUAGCCACAAAAUAUCUAAAACCUGGAGAGUGGAAGACACUGGCACAACACUGGCACUUUACAGAUGCACAAAUGCGAGCCAUAGAACAGCAGUGGACAGGCACUAAAAGUUAUAAGGAACAUGGAUAUCGCAUGCUGCUGAUCUGGCUGCAUGGGGUAUUGAUUGCUGGUGAAAACCCCAUAAAAAGAAUGUAUGAGGGUCUGAUGGGUAUCUCAAGGAUGGAUCUGGCAGAGAGCAUCCGUCAGCAAGCCAAUGCAGAUCUAAAGUCUUCAAAGUGUGCAACAAUGUGAACCAGUUGUAAAUUAAAUGGCACUGAGGACAUUUACAGCAAUAUAUGCAACUUCAUUAAAGUGCAAAAACUAAUAUGCAA
Molecule: messenger RNA, 2091 nt
Organism: Trichomycterus rosablanca
Lineage: Eukaryota; Metazoa; Chordata; Actinopteri; Siluriformes; Trichomycteridae
Gene: ankdd1a
Product: ankyrin repeat and death domain containing 1A
Exons: 16
Coding region: 389-2011 (540 amino acids)
Biological process (GO): signal transduction
Molecular function (GO): protein binding
Source: RefSeq, a predicted model, not a curated record